This is a messenger RNA of Lathyrus oleraceus (garden pea), 1035 nucleotides long. RefSeq lists its product as uncharacterized. Lineage: Eukaryota; Viridiplantae; Streptophyta; Magnoliopsida; Fabales; Fabaceae. Bases 1 to 1035 code for a protein of 344 amino acids. The transcript is spliced from 2 exons. The record is from RefSeq and is a predicted model, not a curated record.
AUGGUCAUGGAUGAUGAAUAUAACACUCUAAUUAAAAAUAAGACGUGGGAUUUAGUGCCACAACCCACCAGUGUUAAUGUUAUUCGAUCUAUGUGGAUUUUUAGACAUAAAGAAAAAUCUGACUGUUCUUUUGAGAGGCAUAAAGCCCGACUUGUAGGUGAUGGUGCAGAUUAUGUUUCUUCUAUUGGCUUCUCUCAAAGCAAGUGUGAUCACUCUCUUUUCAUCUACAAGAAAGACACUUAUAUGGCUUACAUCUUACUGUAUGUUGAUGACAUUAUUCUUACUACUUCUUCUGAUGCUCUACGAAAAUCUAUCAUUUUACUUCUUAGUUCAGAGUUUGCUAUGAAAGAUUUGGGACCCUUGAGCUAUUUUUUGGGUAUUGCAGUCACCCGCCAUCAAAGAGGUAUUUUUCUCUCCCAGAAAAAGUAUGCCGAAGACAUCCUAGUACGCGCCGACGUGUCAACCUGCAAGUCUUGUCCAACCCGAGUUGACACAAAGCCAAAGAUGAGUGCCACACAUAGCAUUCCAUAUGAGGAUCCGUCACUUUAUCACACUCUUGCAGGUGCUCUUCAGUAUCUCACCUUCACUCGGCCCGAUAUCUCCUAUGUUGUUCAACAGAUAUGUCUCUUUAUGCAUAAUCCAAUGGAUGCUCACAUGCAUGCCCUACGACGCAUCUUACGUUACAUUCAUGGCACACAAAACUACGGUUUGAAUCUCUAUCCUUCAUGUACUACCUUCGUAAAAUCUUAUACAGAUGCCGAUUGGGGAAGGUGUCCUGAUACUAGGCGUUUUACUUCUGGUUACUGUGUGUUUCUAGGUGAUAAUUUGCUUUCUUGGUCAUCAAAAUGUCAACCCACUUUAUCACGAUCUAGUGCUGAAGCCGAAUACCGUGGUGUUGCUAAUGUGGUUUCUGAAUCUUGUUGGCUACGCAAUCUCCUUCUCGAAUUACAUUGUCCUAUUCAUAAGGCCACCUUAGUUUACUGUGACAAUGUAAGUGCAAUAUAUCUCUCCGGUAAUCCAGUUCAACAUCAAUGA